Molecule: messenger RNA, 3415 nt
Organism: Elgaria multicarinata webbii
Lineage: Eukaryota; Metazoa; Chordata; Lepidosauria; Squamata; Anguidae
Product: E3 SUMO-protein ligase ZBED1-like
Exons: 4
Coding region: 115-2346 (743 amino acids)
Biological process (GO): regulation of transcription by RNA polymerase II
Cellular component (GO): nucleus
Molecular function (GO): protein dimerization activity; DNA binding
Source: RefSeq, a predicted model, not a curated record
GUGAGACUGCAAACAGCGGAGGCAGCGCUAUGCUCAGGAUAACAAAGGAGCCCUGAUCUUGCAAAGACUUAAUUUUCCACCCUCCUUCUCCUGUGAGGAAAGCCGGUGAUUUCAAUGGAAGUAUGUGCCGAAGUGAAGACUGAAAUGGAAGAUGUGAGCGCCAAAAGGGUCAGCGAGUUCUUGCAGAAAUGCGUCAAGCUUGAGGAUCACGACGGGGAUGCUCAGCCCAAGGAAGAGAUCAUAGAAGUGCAAACUCUCCCUAUACUCACGCCAUCCUACCCUCAGACAGUACAAGAAGAAAUAUCAAUGGUCUUCAACACCUGUCCCAUGCCAGCCAACCUGGGUCCAUGCACCAAAAGGAGGCGCGAAAAGGGCAGCGGCCAUGAUGGGACAAGCACAUCUCUCUACGUUGACCGCCGCAAGUCCAAGGUGUGGAACUAUUACACCAAAUUGGGAGACGCCUACGUCGAAUGCAACGUCUGCAAGAAACAGCUGUCCUUCCACAACAGCACCACUACCAUGAGAGAACAUCUGGUGAGGAAGCACAGUAUUCGUGACACCUUGCUAUCUCAGCUGAAGGAUGACCAGGUUUCAGACCCAGAUUACCUGGCUCAGGAGAAUGCAAUAAAAAGGGCCCGGCAGCUGACACCUGAAAACAACAAUCAGUUCCAUGCAGUGUCCUGCACAGAACCUAGGACUGAUGUGAUUCUGGAGCUUGUGCUAGAAAUGAUUUUUCGGGACCUCCAUCCCCUCUCAGUAGUGAAGGACAAAGGCUUUGGCCUUCUAAUUGGCUACCUCGAACCUAGUUUUGUUCUUCCAUCCCCAGUGCAGCUCUCUAGCAUGCUAUGGCACCGAUACAAUGUCGUCAAGCAACACCUAGAACACUACUUGCAAACAGCCCAGUCUAUUGUGAUCUGUGCCGAGUUCUGGCUGUCACAGCCCAACCAGACAUACCUGACAAUCAUGACUAACUUUAUCGAUCGGGAGUGGCGGCGAGCACGAUGCAUCUUGGAGACCCAACAAGUGCACGAGAACAAGGCAGACAGCAAUUUGGGAGACAGGCUGUACUCGGUCCUGACAGACUUUGGGUUAUCCAACAAGUCUGUCUUCUGCGUGAUGCACGACAGCCUACAGGAUUUGGAGGCCAACUCGUCACAACUCAAGUGUGUCUAUGGCUGGACUAGCCUGUGCUGCGCUGCCCACUUGCUGCAUCUUUGUGUCAAGGCAGGCCUUGAGGUGGAGCAGGUGCAAGAGGCCCUGUGCGCCGCCCGUAGCAUCGUCUGCUACUUCCAGCAGGAUGCUAAGGCCACCUGCUCACUGAACAGCAAACUGGAAGCCAUCAACAAGACUAAGCUGAAAUUGGUGAUGGACACGGGUGCUCGGUGGAUAACUACCAUCGAGAUGUGUGAGUGCCUGCUGGACCUCAAGUGGGCCAUAAUGUCCGUGUUGGAGGAACAUCCGAAAGGAACAAUGGUGGUCCAGAACUUGGCUGACCACCAGUGGAAGCUCUUGCAGGAUCUGGUGCCUGUCAUGAGGACACUUAAGAUCGCCACCUCGUUCUUGCGGGAGGAGCAGAACUUCUCUAUCUCCUCCCUCAUGCCGUGCAUCCAUGGCAUUGUCACUGCCAUUGGACAGCAGUCGGAAGAAGCCAGUGGCAUCAUCAAGACUGUGGUGAAUAAUAUAAGGUCGGAGUUAACACAGCGCUGGGGCAUCUUGGACGACGAGAAAUUGCUGGAGAGCCCAGCAGUGGUUGCAUCAUUCUUAGACCCACGUUUCAAGGAAAUGAGGUUCCUGAGCCCCAGUCUGCGAAGUGAGCUGCACAAAAAAAUUAAAAGCAUGCUGUCCCAGUUCUUUAACCACCAGUCCCCACUAUCAACCCAGUUCUGGGUGCCAAACUCUGAUUACAAAGCAGAGGUUGGAGAAGCAGGCAGCCAGCUCUCUGCCCAUAAGGACAGGGGCCCAAGUGGACAGUCCCAGAGUAUGUACGACAUCCUUUUGGGAAAGGACCCGACUGAGAGUAUGCCUGAGAUCCAUCAGCAGCUGGAGAACUACAUUGUGGAGCCUCUAUGCAAGCGUAGCACUAAUCCCUUGGACUGGUGGAAGAACAAUGAACACCGCUUCCCCUCUGUAGCCAGAUUAGCCAGGCAAUACCUGGCCAUACCAGCAACGGUUGUGCCACCAGAUCAGGCCUUCGCUGCCAGUGAAAGCGCCCUAGAGCACCGGAGAGGUGUACUUGCCCCUGAAAAUCUGGACCAAAUUCUAUUCUUGCACCAAAAUUUUGACUUUUUAGAAUCCAUGAGAAAUGGCAAUGAGAACCUCAGUAAGACUGUGCACAAUCAGUACUGAAAAGUCAGGUACGGGAAGGAGAGAUAGGCCAACCAAUGCAUUAGGGUGUGGCCUAUACACUGGGAGAUGGAGGAGGAGGGUUGUAAAGUCUGGAAAGGGUGACUUCAGGUCACUUUAGUCAGAGGUCAGAGUUUGACCUUACCUGGUAAUUUAAAAACAAGUUUACUGUCUGAACUUACCUGUGUUUUUUGCUGUAGUGGUAGGUGAUCCCCUACAUUUCUUCUUUAAAAGGUGCCCUUGCUGAAGCAGCUCAAAACAAACACUCGAGGUGCAAGAGACCUAACAGAAACACCCUAGACCAAUAAGAUAAUUUUAUACAAUUUUUACAAAUAAAGCACUUGAUGGUAAACAAACUAUCACACCAAUUAACACUCUAAUAACAAACCCCAAUAACCAGUAUCAUUGAAAGGUUGUUUCACUUCCUGAAUAGAUAAUUUUUUCGAUGGUGUAUUGAUCAGUAAGGCAAAAUAGCCAAUGGUGUUUAUAGAUUAGGGAUAGAGUACGUUAUGUACCUUAAGAAUUCUCUAUAUGAUUUCCUGAUGAAGACUUUAGUGUAGUCAAAACAGGGAUACCAGGGCUCCCUAGACUGAAAAAGUUGCUAUGACAUUGGUAUGGUGGUUUGUGUACUAUUGAGUGCUUUAUUUAUAAAUAUUGCAUAAAAUUACCUUGUUUGUCUAGUGCAGUUCUGCUGGGUCUCUUGCAGUUGGAGUGUUCUGAGCAGUUCCCUCGCGGAAGCAGCCAUUAGAAGAGCCAGGGCCAUGGUGUGUGUGUGUGUAUGUGUGUGUGUUUUAUUUCACUUUCAGAUUCCGGCGAGGCCCUUCCAACGAAGCAACCUACUUAACUGAGUCUUCCUCAGCUCAUUUUUGGAAUCCUGUAGAAGAAAGCAGGCCUUCUUCUGGAAAGGCUUGCAACACCCUGGCUUAUAGAAUCAUAGAAUCGUAGAAUAGCAGAGUUGGAAGGGGCCUACAAGGCCAUCGAGUCCAACCCCCUGCUCAAUGCAGGAAUCCACCCUAAAGCAUCCCCGACAGAUGCUUGUCCAGCUGCCUCUUGAAGGCCUCUAGUAUGGGAG